AUUAUAAAUUUCGCAUAUUUUUUUAUUAUUUUUGUUGAAAUUUGAAACUUUCAUUAUUCAAUUAUUGUUUAAAUAAAUUAUACUUUUUUUUGUUUUUUUUUUCGAACUGUUACUUAAGUUGUUGAAUUUGAUGUAAUAAAAUAAUAAAUAAUCUUAGUUUUAAAAUGCCGUGUGAAAUGAUAACGGUCCAAUUAGGCCAAUGUGGAAAUCAAAUUGGAUUUGAAUUUUGGAAAAAACUAUGCGCCGAACAUGGUAUCAAUCCAGAAGGAGUACUGGAGCCAUUUGCUACAGAAGGUGUUGGCGACCGAAAAGAUGUAUUUUUUUAUCAGGCUGAUGACAACCAUUAUGUGCCAAGAGCUGUUUUGUUAGAUUUGGAACCUCGUGUCAUACAUUCAAUUAUGUCAUCCAAUUACUCAAAACUAUACAACCCUGAAAAUGUAUAUCUAUCUAAACAUGGUGGUGGUGCUGGAAACAAUUGGGCAUCAGGUUUUAGUCAAGGUGAAAGACUACAAGAAGAAGUGUUUGACAUAUUAGAUCGUGAAGCAGAAGGAGGUGAUAGUCUUCAAGGAUUUGUAUUGUGCCAUUCAAUUGCUGGGGGUACAGGUUCAGGAAUGGGUUCGUUUAUACUUGAACACUUAACUGAUCGAUAUCCAAAAAAAAUAAUCGAAACAUAUAGUGUAUUUCCAAAUCAAGAUGAAAUUAGUGAUGUAGUCGUACAACCUUAUAAUUCGUUAUUGACUUUAAAACGACUUGCACAGAGUGCAGAUUGCGUUGUAGUCUUAGAUAAUACAGCAUUAAAUCGAAUUGCUACUGAUCGAUUACACAUAGAAAAUCCGUCAUUUGCUCAAAUAAAUUCAUUAGUGUCUACAAUCAUGUCUGUUUCAACUGCUACUCUAAGAUACCCAUCAUACAUGAACAAUGAUUUAGUUGGUCUCAUUGGACCUUUGAUACCAUCACCACGUUUACACUUUCUUAUGACAGGUUACACACCAUUAACUACUGAUCAUGAGGAUGCUAAUAUUCGUAAAACUACAGUUUUUGAUGUAAUGAGACGGUUAUUGCAGCCAAAAAAUAUGAUGGUAUCCACAGCACAAGAAAGAUCUACCAUACCACAUUGCUACUUAUCUAUAUUAAAUAUAAUACAAGGUGAUGUUGAUCCUACACAAGUAUACAAAUCACUCCAAAGAAUUAGAGAAAGAAAAACUGUAAAUUUUAUUAAUUGGGGUCCAUCCAGUAUUCAAGUUGCUCUUUCAAAGAAAUCACCCUAUGUUCCCACUGCGCACCGUGUAUCUGGUCUUAUGUUAGCCAACCAUACAAGCAUAUCUCAACUUUUCCAAAGAGUUCUGGAUCAGUACGAUAAACUGCGACACAGAGAAGCGUUUUUAGAUCAAUUUCGUAAACAAAAUAUGUUCAAAGAUGAUCUAUGUGAGAUGGAUGAUUCUAGAGCUGUAGUUCAAAAUCUUGUAGAUGAGUAUUUGGAAGCCACUAAGGACACAUAUCUUCAAUGGCAACCUAAAAAUGUUGUCAAUAAUUAAGGAAGUCGGAAAGUUCAUUAUUUUCACCUACUAACAUUCAUCACAAUUUUGUUAAAUUAUAUAAUUUUCUAUAAUUAUAUCUAUUUAACUAUUUUUACAUUUUGUUAAAAAAUAACUUAUUAUUUAUAGUUACUAACAUCUAACAUAUUGAUCUGAAUUCUCUGUUUAUUGAAUUUUUUUUUUUUUUUUGUGUGUUUGUUACUAAAUAAUGUAAAGAUUCAGUAAUUACCACAUUAUUAUAGUAAAAAUACUUAUAUUUCAUAUAACGAGUUUAAAUUCACAUUAUUAUAUUUUUUCUUAUACUUUUUCAAUGAACUAGAUUAAAAUGCAAUUGAGUCUAAUGAUAUGUAUAAAAAUCUAUUUAGGGUAACUAAACUAAAAUAUAGAAAAAAAUAAGAGUUAAAAAAAAUUCUUUUAUAGUGUCAUUUUAUGCACAAUAUUGACUGAUUGUUUUUUUUAAUUUUUUUUACUUUUGUCUUGUAAACAAAUUAUUUAAUAAAAAUAUUCUAUAGUUUUAUUUAUGAUUUAAAUAAUAUAUAUUUGUCAUAAAAAAAUAGUUGUUUUAUUUUUUUAAAACUAAAUAAUUGACAAUACAGUAGAACCUUGAUUAACCGUCAGUCUCAGGACCAGAGCUUUGACAGUUAAGCGAGCAAUAACAUUUUUUUUUAAACAUACAUACAUAUUAUUUAUUAUUAUUAUUUAGUAAUUAUGAUAAACUUAAAAUAUUUGCACACAAAGAGACUAAAAACGCGAACGGUCAAGUGAACGAACACACGUGUAAUAUAUAACUAACUGACUUUUCAAAAACAAAAUGCGAUCACAAUUAACUGUUUUUAUCUCACCCAUAAUAUUUAUAUAUACAUAUGUACCUAUGGAGUAUCUAGUAGAUAUUGCCAGAAAGUUUCGGAUUAUAUAUAUAUAUUAUUAUUAUUUACUGCAAUGCAUAAGUAUUCCGUGCAAACGUGCCUGACGGUUAACUGAGAAAAACUGUUAAUCGGGGGAUGGAUAAUCGAGGUUCUACUGUACUUUAUGAAAUUUAUAAUAUUAGAAGUUAAUAAAAUUUCAAAUUAUAAGCUCCAAAUUUCAUUCAUUUAUUAUAAUUAAUUGUUAAUAAUGAGGUUUUUAAAAAAUAAAAUAAAUUUUAAAUGUUGUUUUACCAAAUUUUCCAAUUAUUGUUUAUAAAUAACAAUAUAAUUUUAAAGUUAUGGCUAUCGUAGUUAGAUGUUAUAACUAUAGUUUUAUUCAUAUACAAAUAAAAAUUUCAAUUAUGAUAAAAACAUUAUA
Messenger RNA from Rhopalosiphum padi (bird cherry-oat aphid), 2819 nucleotides. RefSeq names its product tubulin gamma-1 chain-like. Gene Ontology annotation, molecular function: structural constituent of cytoskeleton; GTP binding. NCBI's taxonomy places the organism in Eukaryota, Metazoa, Arthropoda, Insecta, Hemiptera, Aphididae. The record is from RefSeq and is a predicted model, not a curated record. Bases 165 to 1535 code for a protein of 456 amino acids. Gene Ontology annotation, biological process: cytoplasmic microtubule organization; mitotic cell cycle; mitotic spindle organization. The transcript has 9 exons. Gene Ontology annotation, cellular component: spindle; nucleus; gamma-tubulin complex.